Columba livia (rock pigeon) is the source of this 876-nucleotide messenger RNA. RefSeq names its product lysine rich coiled-coil 1 (gene KRCC1). NCBI's taxonomy places the organism in Eukaryota, Metazoa, Chordata, Aves, Columbiformes, Columbidae. The record is from RefSeq and is a predicted model, not a curated record.
AUGACCUACACGGCCUAUUCUUUUCUUUCAGCCCUUGGGGUUGGUUACUACCUGUGCUCAGUGUGUGACAUGGUACUUACUUCUGUGGAAUAGUACCAGUUCCACAUGCAAGGAGAUAAACACCAGACCGAUUUAUGCAGAGAAAGAAAGCUUGUCAACCUGACAAAUAAAUCAAACAGAACAUAUGACUUCUCUCAAGAUGACUUUACAGAUUACAUUGAAUUUAGGAACACUAGAUGUCUAGAGCCAAGCAGGUGUCUAGGAGAAGCAGUGAAGGAAGAGGUUCGAGAUGAAAACACUAAAGGAAGUGGUGACAGUGGUGAGGUUAUAUCUUCACACUACAAGUGUGAACAAGGUCGGAAUUCCAGCCUUUUCUCAGAAACCCAGCCGCCUACAAAUACUGAGGGAAAUAAAUCGACAAGCUGGCCAUCAGCUGGUGAGCAUACACCAGGAAAGAUACUUAAUUGUUGCUACAACAAGGGAUACAGUAAAGAAGAGCAAGUAUCUGAGAUAAGAGCUUCAGCCUAUAUUGUAGAAUCUAAAGACUGCUACAGGCUUCCCAAAACUUCUACUGGCUCUUACAUAAAGGAUCAGCAAUUACACAUAAAACCUUGCGAGGAGGAAAAAUACAUCAGUGAAGAGCUGAAAUCUAAGAAGGAAAACACAAAGCUGAAAAGAAAGAUAAAUAGUGAAGGUGGAGAUUUAGAAAAGAAAAUGAGAAUUAAACUUGAGAUAGACUUGGUAAAUUAGAAGAAAUCAAGACCACACAAAGACAUAUGACUUAAAGAAAACCCUGUCGAGAAAGAUAGCAAAAAUUACAGAAAGGAUAAAAAGAAGCCACAGCCAGAUGUUAGAAGAGGAGCUACUUCGGGAUGA